AUGACCCUGGGCUGUAAGGCCCUCCAGUGGACCACCAUGUGCUUCAACUCAGUGAUUAAACCACAAGGUCAACACCCAGGAGAGUGCUGGUUCAAUCCCACCUUUAGUCACAUGUUCAUCAAGGUCAUCUAUCUUUGGAGGCUACUGUGGGACAUCCCACCCCCCUCUCUGGAGGCCAGUGGGAUGUCCCAUGAUAGCUUUGGAGGCUACUGUGGGACAUCCCAUCCUCCUCUCUGGAGGCCAGUGGGAUGCCCCAUGAUAGCUUUGGAGGCUACUUUGGGACAUCCCAACCCCCUCUGUGGAGCUUCUGAAGCUACUGUGAAACAUCCCAACCCUCAUUCCAGAGCUUUGGAGGCUACUGUGGGACAUCUCACCCUCCUCUCUGGAGCUUUGGAGGCUACUGUGGGACAUCCCCCCCCCUCUCUGGAGGCCAGUGGGAUGUCCCAUGAUAGCUUUGGAGGAUACUGUGGGACAUCCCACCCCCCCUUCCAUAGGCCAAUGGAAUGUCCCAUGGUAGCUUUGGAAGCUACUGUGGGACAUCCCACUCCCCCCUCUGAAGGCCAGUUGGACAUUCCACCCUUCUCCAUAGAGGCCAGUAGGAUGUCCAUGUACUAUACAUAUCUUCAAGACAACCAGAUCCACCAUGCAGAGCACAGUGAAGGGCCAAUGUCACAGAUUAAAUGGGGGCAAAUUGUGCAGCUGCAAAUGGUAACAACAUGGUGGGUCUGA
Molecule: messenger RNA, 729 nt
Organism: Pisolithus orientalis
Lineage: Eukaryota; Fungi; Basidiomycota; Agaricomycetes; Boletales; Pisolithaceae
Exons: 8
Coding region: 1-729 (242 amino acids)
Source: RefSeq, a predicted model, not a curated record